Molecule: messenger RNA, 750 nt
Organism: Kazachstania africana CBS 2517
Lineage: Eukaryota; Fungi; Ascomycota; Saccharomycetes; Saccharomycetales; Saccharomycetaceae
Product: pyridoxal phosphate homeostasis protein
Exons: 1
Coding region: 1-750 (249 amino acids)
Cellular component (GO): intracellular anatomical structure
Molecular function (GO): pyridoxal phosphate binding
Source: RefSeq, a predicted model, not a curated record
AUGUCCCAAAUUACUUACACUGCAGAAAGGAAGGAUGAAUUAAUCAAACAGUAUGAUUCUAUAAAAUCCAAAGUUGAUGCAGAACAUUCCACAAAGGAGGUUCUGCUACUAGCUGUAUCGAAACUGAAACCAGCGAGUGAUAUUAAGAUCCUAUACGAUCAUGGAGUUAGGCAAUUCGGUGAAAAUUACGUGCAAGAAUUGAUUGAAAAGGCUAGUCUGUUACCAAAUGAUAUUAAAUGGCAUUUUAUAGGUGGAUUGCAGACUAAUAAGUGCAAAGAUUUGGCUAAAGUAGCAAAUCUCUACUGCAUUGAGACAAUUGACUCGUUAAAGAAAGCCAAGAAAUUGAAUGAAGCCCGUGGUAAGUACCAACCUAAUGCCGAUCCAAUUAUGUGUAAUGUCCAAAUCAACACUUCACAUGAAGAACAAAAAUCAGGUCUUUCCAAGGAAGAUGAGAUUUUUCAGGUUAUAGAAUUUUUUCAGUCAGAAGAAGCAAAAUAUGUUAAAUUGAACGGAUUAAUGACAAUUGGUUCUUGGGAAGUUUCACAUAAUGAGUCUGAAGAAAACGAGGAUUUCACCACUUUGGUAAAUUGGAAGGAAAAGGUUGACACGAAAUUUGGUACGAAUUUGAAUCUUUCAAUGGGGAUGAGUUCUGAUUACAAACAAGCGAUCAAACAGGGCUCUUCUGAAGUUAGAGUCGGCACUGAUAUAUUCGGUACCAGACCUCCAAAAAAUGAAGCCCAUGUCUUAUAG